AGGUUCUAACUUUGCUUUAAUUCCGGGCUAAUUGUAAUUGGCUCGCUCCUCCUCCUCCUCCUCCUCCUGUCUCCACCGUCUUCGUCUUCUUCUUCUUCUUCUUCUCGCCGGAAAGGAACCAAACACAAGAAAGGACAAACACCCCAUAUUUAGGACUCUCUGUUAUUAUUGUAUCGGCGGCCAUCUUCAUUGAUUUCCCCGAAAUUCCCCUGUCUUCUUAUCCAUCCCCAUUUAAAAAGGAAAAAAAAAAUUUUCUAUCACCGAUCGCCUAUCCAAAGGAAAAAGGUCAUCUUUUUAUCCGGCUGCCUCCUUCUCGAUACACCAAUCGGUUUUCUCCUUGGCCCCUUAAGUUGAUCGGCUCUCUGCAGCUCUUCUGAGCUUGUAUUGUUCUCCGAUUUUCCUCAAAGGAGCGUGCUUUGUUGCUUUUCUUUCAGUAAUUCAGCUCUGACGUUGUUGGGCCAAUAUACUGCAUUUUGUUCUUCCCGGUUCUGCAAAGGUAUUUAAUCUGCCUCAUCAGUAAAGAGAGAGGGUACUUUGUUCGCGGAGCGGAUCAACUUUGGUGAGCUUAGUGUCCUCUCCCUUUUCUGAACUCAACAGAAUGGGGGCUGUGUGUUGCUGUAUGCAAGUUGAGGAAAUUGAAGACUACCUUAACCGGAACAGUUCGGAUUAUAGGAACUGUGUCUGCUUAACCUGCUUUCUCCAGAAUUUCCUCAAUGUGUACUCAUCAUUAUUUCGAAGAGGAGACAUGCGAGCGAUCCCUUCGUCCAUCCAAGGAGCAGCUUCUAUUACUACAACGGCAUCACUUGAUGAUUCUUUCUCCGACAUGUACCGGUCUCCCCCAAGGCCACUACCUUAUGAUGCUGAUCCCAGAAGCUUUCGCGAUGGAUUUGUUUCUGGACGAGAGAAAGGCUCUAGCCAUUCCCCUGAGGAAUCAGAACCUCUCAGAGAAAAUGGACCAGAAUCGGACUCUAUGUGUGGAGCCGCAGUCAAGCGGAAGGAAUAUCCACAUGGAGGAGGACCGAAAGAAGAGAACCUCAAGUCCUCUGCCAAGCUGUCUGUAGCCAAGAUAAAUUCGGAGCUUGAGUACGUUUACUCUACUACAGAAGACGAGGAUGUCUGUCCAACAUGUCUUGAAGAAUAUACUCCCGAGAACCCCAGGAUAAUGACAAAGUGCUCCCAUCAUUUCCACCUUGGUUGCAUAUAUGAAUGGAUGGAGAGAAGUGAAAGCUGUCCAGUUUGCGGCAAGGUGAUGCUGUUCGAUGAAACCACUUGACCUUUUUGCUAAAGGUUCUAUGUCGUGGAUGGAGCUGCCAGCUGCCUCUCACUGGAGGAGAUGAGAGCAUAAUUAAUACCAGAAAAUUGUCCCUGUGAAUAUUUUCGAUUAAGAUUCUAAUACCAUCUUUAGGAUAUAUAUAUAUAUAUAUAAAUACAUAAGCAAGAAAAUUAUUGUGCAUACACCUUUUUGCUUUGUAUAUUCUCCUCAGAAAGGUCCCUUUCUAAUGUUUUAUCUCAAACAUCAUUGGCCUUUUCUGAACUUUUCAGCUCAGAGUUGGUGAUAUUGGAUAUGCAAGAGCACAGAUAAAUGUGAAUGGAUGAUUUAUCGGUUUCCUUUGAA
Molecule: messenger RNA, 1615 nt
Organism: Punica granatum (pomegranate)
Lineage: Eukaryota; Viridiplantae; Streptophyta; Magnoliopsida; Myrtales; Lythraceae
Source: RefSeq, a predicted model, not a curated record